AUGGAAGGCGUCGGAGUGCUCGAACAAGGCGACGCGGUGCGAGUAUCCGGCGGUGGAGGUCAGCAGCUCAGCUCCGAUACCGGGGCAGAGGUCAUCGUCUGGGGAAAUGCACGCCACCGUUUUCUCAGGGAUGACAUGAAGCCCUUCUCGUACGACGCUUCACCGUCUCGAAUUGCCUUCGGCCAAGGGAUGAUCGAUACGAUCGCCGUAGAGAAGUGCGGCGGCUCGGCCGUAGCCGAG
Mesorhabditis spiculigera is the source of this 240-nucleotide messenger RNA. NCBI's taxonomy places the organism in Eukaryota, Metazoa, Nematoda, Chromadorea, Rhabditida, Rhabditidae. The record is from the annotation of a GenBank genome assembly.